AUGCGUUUUCAAGCAAACUUCCAGUGUUUAUUCAUACCCCUUCUUAUCCUUUCGAUUGAUGCUCGACUUCUCCCAUCACAACAUGAGGUUAAUGAACCAUUGACUAUUGAUACCUUGUCAGCCGGUAAUAGUCUUCAAGUUCUUAAUCGACAAACGAGAGCACCAGUUGCCAAUACUACAGUAUGCUAUCCAGUUGUUGGCUGUUUCGAUAACAAUGAACCAUUCAAUAAUGCUGGCUUAGAAGUACCACAAUCGCCGGAAUUUAUUGAUACAGCUUUUCUUCUUUUUACACAAGAAUCACAAACAGACCCAGAAUUUAUUGUUUAUGAUAGCGAUAAAUCUAUUUUGGAUUCCAGUGUAAGUACUUCUCGGUGGCUGAGAAUUAUUAUUCAUGGUUUUCAAAAUAAUCGUGAUAGUGUUUGGAUACCAAAAUUACGAGCUGAAUUACUUAAAUUGAAAAAUGAUGAAAAAUCUGAUGUAAUUGUUGUUGAUUGGGGUAACGGUGCUAAAUUUCCAUUAUAUCCUAAUGCUGUUGCUAAUAUUCGUCUUGUUGGUAGACAAGUUGGCUUACUUUUAAAAAAGUUACACGACUUGAAAGGAAUUUCAUAUGAUAGAAUGCACUGCAUUGGACAUAGUCUUGGAGCACAUGCAUGUGGAUUUACAUCGAAUGCAGUUGAGAAUAAACUAGCUCGUAUAUCAGGCCUUGAUCCAGCUGGUCCAUUCUUUUCAGCAAAGAAGACUAUAGUCCGUCUCGAUAAAGAUGAUGCUAAAUUCGUUGAUGUUAUUCAUUCAAACACAGAAAUUGCUCUAGGGCUUGGUCUUGGAAUAACUGAAGAGACAGGACACAUUGAUUUUUAUCCUAAUGGUGGUCAAACUCAACCUGGUUGCCCUUCAAUUGGUGCACUCAUCGGGGGUGUCAUCGGUGGUCAGAGUGAAGCUGCUUUUGAACAAACAUCAUGUUCACAUGGCCGUUCACAUGGAUAUUUUAUUGAAUCAAUCAAUUCAGAAUGUCCAUAUACAGCUUUUCCUUGCCAUGAUCAUGACAGUUUUAUGAAUGGCAAAUGUCUUGUAUGUCCAAUAUCUGGUUGUGCUCAAAUGGGCUUUUAUUCUAUUUAUUCACUUGGUCGUGGUAAAAUGUAUUUAACAACGAGAAGCAAUUCUCCAUUUUGUGGUUAUCAUUAUUUUGUUGAACUUGUACUUGAUCGGGAUAUGGCUAAAACAAGUGGUGAAAUUUAUGUAGCAGUUUAUUCCAAUUAUGAAUUAUUAGCCAAUGUUAGUUUAACUGAAAGAUCGAAUGCCGAUAUUAAAGCAGGUGAUAUUCUUCGACAUGUAUUCAGUUAUCAUACUGACUUGGGUAAAGUGGAUUAUGCUAUGAUAUAUUUCCAGAAAGCAAAAGCUCUUUUUGGAUGGGGUGGCCAGAAAGGCGAUGAAAUUCUUGUUUCACGUCUUCGCCUUAAAUCACUUGAAGACACUGUGAUAUAUAGCGGACUUUGUGAAACAACAACAAAAAUAGCUGCAUAUACAACGGAAACAUUGUUACUCAAUCGUUUUGAUUGUGAUGAUUAA
This is a messenger RNA of Rotaria socialis, 1566 nucleotides long. Lineage: Eukaryota; Metazoa; Rotifera; Eurotatoria; Philodinida; Philodinidae. The record is from the annotation of a GenBank genome assembly.